CUUGGACAACAUUGAUCAUGUCAACAAGACAAGAUGAAAAAUAGUAAAUACUUCUAGUAAAUUCGAAUAACAAAUGGAUUUAGAUCGCUAUAAAAUAAAUUCAGUGCCACCUACAGUAUAUUACAUUCCAAGUUUCAUUACUUCAGAAGAAGAAUCUCUUAUUCUGAAAAAUGUUUAUUCCGUUCCUAAACCUAAGUGGACAUGCCUGUCCAAUCGUAGAUUACAAGAUUAUGGAGGUGUACCACAUGAGAAAGGUAUGAUUCCAGAAAAAAUUCCUAGUUGGUUAGAAUUGAUCAUGAACAAAAUUGACCAAUUUCAUCUUUUUGGUGACAAGAAGGUAAACCAAGUUCUUGUAAAUGAGUAUUUGCCUGGUCAGGGUAUAAUGCCCCAUAGUGAUGGACCACUAUUUUAUCCUACUAUAGCAACUAUAACUUGUGGAUCACAUACUGUCCUAGAAUUCAGCAAGAAUGAUGAAAAACGAGAAAAAAUAUGUGAUUUGAUGCUAGAAUCAUGUAGUCUUGUGAUAAUCAAAGAUGAUAUGUAUUCAAAAUAUUUACAUUCCAUUUCAGAGAGAGUUGAGGACAAGAUAUCUGACUGUGUUAAUAUUGAUAAUAAUUAUAAUAAUUGUAGGAUUGAUACUAGUGAUGUUCUGAAGAGGUCCACAAGAGUAUCUUUAACAAUAAGAAGUGUUCAUAAAGUUCUGAAAAUAAAACUUUGGUAGCUAUU
Messenger RNA from Phaedon cochleariae (mustard beetle), 726 nucleotides. Lineage: Eukaryota; Metazoa; Arthropoda; Insecta; Coleoptera; Chrysomelidae. The record is from the annotation of a GenBank genome assembly.